Phaedon cochleariae (mustard beetle) is the source of this 3126-nucleotide messenger RNA. NCBI's taxonomy places the organism in Eukaryota, Metazoa, Arthropoda, Insecta, Coleoptera, Chrysomelidae. The record is from the annotation of a GenBank genome assembly.
AACGAAUUCAGUUUGUCUGUUUUGUUGUCGCGGAUUUUUGUUACGAACGAAUGAUAAGUUGAAAUCGAAAUAAUCGAAUUCUCAUCGAUUAUUAUCCGUCAGAUUGUUUUCAAAGUGUUCCGAAGUUAUUUGAUAUUCCACUUCCGGCAGUGGUCUCUCUAAUCUCAACACUAUCGGUAUUUUUUCUGAUAAGACUUCAUCAAAGGAUUAUUCGGAAUUCUGCGACAGUGCAUAGGAUGAAAUGAACGGCACCUAUAAAUAAUCCCACACCAUCAGCGAACUCUCAGUACCCCCAACAAAUCAAGAUGUUAGUCCAUGCGCCCAAGGAGCACUCGCGAGACCAAACCCCUCCUCCAAAACACGCAAAUAACCACGGCCUAUUCAAAAAAUCCCACACGUGCGGCAGUCUCUACGCAAAAUGUGCCUGCAACUACGGAAACAGCAAAGAUUCUCACUCGUUCUCCGAAGAGCAGAGACUACAAACGAAGUCCAACCCUACAACACCCAGCGAUCAGUACACGUACCAAAGCACCAAGAGGUUUUCAAGCCCUGAUAUCAAUCACCACAGAAGAGUCUCGCAGGUCUGCCUUUGUCCUAAGUCCUGCUCUAGAAGCUCUAACAUCAUCAGAGCCAAUAUUUACUUGGACCAUCCAGAGAUAAAUUUUCCUAUCCCUGUGGAGCUACCAAAGGAUUACCAGAGCAAGUCGCUGCCUCUUAUACUGCACCCGGAGCUAAAAGAGCGACUGAGCCUUGACCACAGUUCCCCUGCAGAUGAUCAAAACUCCUCCCCAACUAGGCAAAAAUUCCUCCAAGACUUCGGCAUCAUUCCUCAAAUGGGGAACGGGUUCGGGCCCACGAAGAAGCACUCAGGGUGUUCGCUGGAUGCUGGCACCAUCCAGAGGAUCAGGAGGAACUCGGGGGAGCCGGAGAAGAACGAGUACUGGAGGAAUUUGGUGAGGAAGCUGAAGAACGACGUUGCUGAGGUCGAGGGAAAGUAUGAGGCUGUGCAGGCGGAGGUGUUCGAGCUGAGGAAGCAGGUGGGAGCUAAGGAGGCGCAGGUGAUGAGGCUACAGAGGGAGGUUCACAAGCUCAAGUGCGUUCUUCAGCAAACGAACGCUGCGAGAGAUGGAGAACUGCUUGCGAGCAUUCAGAAGCAGCACGCGAUGGCAAACCGCGUUCCUCAGAGCCAGACCAACAAUUCCAAGAAACAGGGGGUGUCCGCGGAGUCUAGCGAAUGUACGGGGGAUGGCGGGAAUAUUCCCAUUACGAAAUACGACAAGGACUUCAGAUCCAAGCAGCUGAUAAAACAAGCCAUCCUGGACAACGACUUCCUCAAGAACAUGGAUACUUGCCAGGUGCGCGAGAUGGUCGAUUGCAUGCACCCUAAGGAGUUCUCGGCGGGAUCGUUGGUCAUCACCGAGGGGGAGGCGGGGGGAGCUCUGUUCGUGUCCGCCAGGGGGGAACUGGAGGUCAUCAAGGACGGAAAGGUUCUGGGGCACAUGGGGCCUGGGAAAGCGUUCGGGGAGCUUGCCAUCUUGUACAAUUGCACGAGGACCGCGUCCAUUAGAGCCGUGGAUAAUGUGAAAGUAUGGAUUUUGGACAGAAAAGUCUUCCAGCAGAUAAUGAUGAGGACUGGACUUCAGCGACUCCAAGAUAACAUCAACUUUCUCAAGUCUGUACCAUUACUGCAGAAUCUCAACAACGACGUUUUAGCAAAAAUUGCAGAUGUCUUAGAAGUGGAAUUUUACCCUGCUGGUGUUCAUAUCGUGAGACAAGGUGCUAGUGGAGACACGUUCUAUAUCAUCAGCAGUGGAUCUGUCAAAGUGACACAACGCCCUCCAAGCCGCAUGGAGGAAGAGGAGAUCCGCGUCCUCCACCGCGGCGACUACUUCGGGGAGCAAGCCCUCCUCAAGGAGGACCUCAGGACGGCCUCGGUGAUAUCUGUCUGUCCCGGCGUAGAGUGCCUCACUUUAGACAGGAAGCACUUCAAACAACUGAUAGGGGACAUCAGCGAGAUCAGAGAAAAGGACUACGGGGACGAGGAGAGACUGAACAAGCCCUCGUCUUCCUCGGAGCAACAAGAAUAUGAAUACAUCACCCUGGAUGAUCUUGAAGUUGUGGCCACGUUAGGAUUAGGAGGAUUUGGAAGAGUGGAGCUGGUUCAAUACACCAAAGACCCGUCAUUCACCUUCGCUCUCAAGUGUCUCAAGAAACAACACAUCGUCGAUACACAACAGCAAGAGCAUAUUUACAGCGAAAGAAGUAUCAUGAUGGGUUGUCGAAGUCCUUUCAUAUGCAGGUUGUAUAGAACAUACCGAGAUUCGAAGUACGUAUACAUGCUUCUGGAGGCUUGCCUUGGUGGAGAAGUGUGGACCAUUUUGAGAGACAGGAGUUGUUUCGACGAUAAUAUUACUCGAUUCAUUGUUGGCUGUGUGAUAGAAGCUUUCGACUAUUUACAUUCUAGAGGAAUAAUCUACAGGGAUCUGAAACCGGAAAAUCUCUUGCUUGACGCUCGAGGAUACGUCAAACUCACCGACUUCGGAUUCUCCAAGCGGCUGGGAUACAGCAGCAAAACUUGGACUUUUUGUGGCACUCCCGAUUACGUGGCACCAGAAACGAUUCUGAACAAAGGGCAUGAUAAGGCAGUGGAUUUUUGGGCUCUGGGCAUCCUGAUGCAUGAAUUGCUUACAGGAAGUCCUCCCUUCACCGCAGAUGAUCCAAUGAAAACGUAUAACCUGAUCUUGAAGGGAAUCGAUAUGAUAGACUUUGCGAAGCACAACGUUGGCAGGACAGCUCAGAGUCUGAUCAAACGGCUGUGCAGUCAUUGUCCCUCAGAGAGGCUGGGAUGCCAGAGGGGGGGAAUACAAGACAUCAGGAAACACAGGUGGUUUCAAGGCUUCGACUGGGACGGACUAGUAGCUAGAACACUCCCCCCACCUAUUCAUCACCCUGUCAUCAGUCCUUGUGACACUUCCAACUUUGAUACCUUCGACAAAGACGAUGACGUUCCUCCAGAUGAACUCUCGAAUUGGGAUCACAAUUUUUGAAUACCUAUACUGAUGAUUUGUGAUAGAUAAAUAUUUUUAUAUACAGUAUUACAUAUAUACAUUCCUCAUUUCAUUAGAA